CCCGGGGGAACUUCGGACUUGCACUCGUUCUCUGCCGGGGGAAGAAGGCCACAGAAGGUCGAGGGGGAGGGAGGGCGACGUCGAAUUGGGAGUCCGCUCGCUGCGGAGCAGGAGCAGCAGGAGCAGGAUGAUGGUGAUGAUGGCCUCGGAGAUUCUGUGACGGGUGACGAGGUCGGGCUGGGUCGGUGCCUCUCCUCUCCUCUCUGCUCCCACUUCCAAUCCGUGGCUCGGUUGAUUCUGGGCGAGGAGUUUUGAGGUGAGGCCGGAGAGAGGCGCACGAUUCUGGAAGGCAUUCUUCUUCCGUCAGCCAGCAGGCAGGCAGGAAGGCAGGCAACGACGGAGGUGGGUAGAAAGAGCAGGAAAUUCGAGGGGAGUGUGCACAGACCGACGGCGCUACCGAAGAGAUUGCAGUUGUUGAGGUCAUAAGGACGAAUCUGUUGAGGUGCUAUCUGCUGCCGGUGCUAGGUGAAAGGAUUCUUCGAGGUUACAGAUCAUAUUGCUGUGAGGCAGUGAGAAAGUUGUUUCAGGCCUGGAAGAGGAGGAGGGGGAGACUUGGCAAGGACACUUUUGAGGACAGUGGCAGAGUCUGUGAGGUCUUGAACUGUAGAUUCGAUCGCGGAAGUGGCAAUGUUGACGGACUCUGGUCACUGAAGCAGCUUCGAGACGGAGAUUUGAGGCUUUUCGGAAGAUCUGAGGAUUUCACAGAACAAUGUGGGUUGGUUUGAUCGUGGAUCUUAGAUGAAGAACUGGUGGAUGGUUGAAUGAGUUCCAGAAGUCACUCAGUUCUGGAACAGUAAAGUCUGGUGGCGUUUCGGGACUAUAAGAUUAAGAUCAGGAUUGAAAAUGUGGUCGACCUCUGGUGGUCAGGCUUGCAGCUGUAGUCAUCACUAGGAAGCAGAGCGAAGCUUCGAGACAGUUUCAGUCGGUUUUGGUGUUUUGGGCGAUCUAGGACAGGAUCAUCACAAAUUACAGUAGAUCAGAACACUCUUUAGCACCUAUGAUAUCUUAGCGGUGUAUCUCUCAUUUUUGAGUAGGUCAUGGCGGGUUCAGGAAGUCCCAUAUAUGUGCUGGUGAACCGUGACCUGCUCGAGGUGCAGCUGGCCGAUCUUCCAGAUGUCAUCGAUUUCGGUCAACAAGGUCUCCGAGUUACCAAGUCUCAAUUUGUCGGAGUGCGAUAUGUUGGUCCGGGUGUUGUGGUUGAGACACCAAAGCCUCCAUCUAGUCAUCAUCACGUGACAGAGGUUUUAAAAGGCAUAUUGGGUGGACGAAAACACUCGCCUGAGCAAGACAUCAACAGUGUCCACAGCGGGAUCCGGCCUCUUGUUGUUCCUGAGCUCUUGAUGGAUCAUCCAGACAGCCCUGUCAAGAAGAUACAAUGGAUCAAGACAACUUUUCAUGCUCGAAACGGGGAUUCAAAAUAUCAUAUGGAGCACAAUCAGAACACUGGGAGCAAAGAACAUCCCAUAAAGGGAGAAAAUGGACAAACUCCUAAAGAGUUUCGUGCGCCUUUGCACUUCUUUCAGGAAGCUGGCUACAAUACCUGGGAGCUGGUAUGGAAGGAGGGGAAAGCCGGUGGGCCUCUUAAAAAGCUGAAGUUUGUUACCACGGAAGCUGGAUAUCGAUACAUUCAGGACAAGCUGGAUGCUUGGGCUUCCGCGGCACACACAAGUGUGGCUAUGAAUGAAGCUGCUAGGGCUGCGCUGGACGCAUGCGGCGGCCAUCUGAAAGAAAAUCCUGGUCAUACAGAGAGGUCUAGUUCUUUCAAACGACGCAACAAACCCAUCAAUCACUUAGACCAGGCAGACACAAAUGGUGGUGAUAGUGAUAAACCAACAGUUCAGGUUCUCACGGAAGAUCAGUACAUAAUCAACUUGGAAACUCUUCAACUGCACGGGAGGUUGCAGCCUGUUUGUGACAGCAAGUCUCAAAUACUGGAGGACAGACACAUCAAGGCUCUGGCUGCUGUUUUACCUGUGAGAUUCCGGAGUUACAAGUGGACUUUGUUGUACAAUACAGACAGGGAUGGUAUUAGCUUGAAUACACUCUACAGAAAGGUGCAUCUGAAAGGCUCAACUCUACUGGUUAUUCGGGACAGACAGAAACAUGUGUUCGGGUGUUACGCCUCCGAAGAAUGGAAAGUAACUGCUCGCAUGUACGGAACAGGAGAAUGCUUUGUGUUUCAGAUUAGUCCGGGCAUGAAGGCUUACAAGUGGACCCAUGCGAAUAACAUGUUCAUGCAAUCAAAUCAGGAUUACCUUGCAAUUGGAGGAGGAGAUCAUUACAGCGUAAUGCUGGAUUCUGACCUUCUGACAGGCUGCAGUGGACCAUGCGUCACGUUUGGCAGCCCCUGUUUGGCUAGCUCAGAUAAUUUCGAAGUUUCAAUGGUGGAAGUUUGGGGAUUUCAAUGAAAAAAACGAGGUCUGAGCAGGAGCUACUUUUAGAAGUCGUCGAUUUUUUUUUCAGGAUGGAAUACAGGGACCCUCGUAACUGGCUUUGACAAUGUCAGCCAUCUUGAGAGACCGUGAUGAAAGCAGGUUCAUUAUCUGUCAAUUCUUUGUUGACGAAAGAAAGUCAAUGGUGUUUAGCGAUCUCCUUUCCAGAUUUUGCAAUUAGUGAUUCAUUUUUUGAAAGAACAGGUGUUUGACUCAACAGUGAUUCGAGGCCACCUUCAUGUUUUAGGAUACGAUUUUGUACAGCAGAAGUUGGGAGGUAUGAGCAGACAUGGAAUAGCAAGAAACACGAGACUGGUGUGCAAUAGCAUUUCCAUCGGAAUCCAUAGUAUAUGCGUUGGACCUGGCCAGUUAGCCAGAAGUGGGUAUGAACAUGUAAGGAUGAUAGUGAAUGUCUCAGAACUGCCGUAGUUCAGGCAUCUCUUCUGUCACAAAAUCCAAGCCUAUCAGGUUUAUGUUUAUGUCAGUGAGUCGAAAGUGUAUUAGACUGAAGGAUUUGAAAAGCUUCCAAGAAAUACGGGUGUCGUUGUA
Marchantia polymorpha subsp. ruderalis is the source of this 2981-nucleotide messenger RNA. NCBI's taxonomy places the organism in Eukaryota, Viridiplantae, Streptophyta, Marchantiopsida, Marchantiales, Marchantiaceae. The record is from the annotation of a GenBank genome assembly.